GGCCUCCCCUUGAGCCCCUUCAGGAUAUCCUGUCAUUCGGCCAGGACAUAUAUACUAUUUAGAGGGGCCAAUUUCACCAAGAACCCUGGAUUUGACUCGGUCUAAAGGCAGGUUUCGCCUUUCUUCUGGUUGGAUCCAAGAAAAGGAAAGGAAAAAUUUAAAGGUAAACACUGAAAUGAGGAAGAAUCCGCUGGGACCUCAUCAAACUGAGUUAAAAUAGCUAAAUCAUCCUGACAGGUGUCUGGCGCAGAGUGGGAGCAGACAUUUCCUCGUCAUGCUACAACAUUUCUUAAUCUUUUUCCUGGCAUUGGUUGUACAAAAUUUCUGCUCCCCAGCUGAAAGCACAGAGCAGGCAAAAAGAUGUGAUAAGAAGUCUCUUCUAACAAUUAGGACCCAGUGCAAAUCCUGCACGUACAACUUUCAAGUCAAGUGCCCGGAUGGUUACACCAAGAUUACCAAUGGCUCUAUAGGGGUUCGAGAUUGCAGGUACAGCUUUGAGCUGAGGACAUACUCCCUGUCUCUCCCUGGAUGCCGCCAUAUUUGCAGGAAGGAUUAUCUCCAGCCUCAAUGUUGCCCAGGCCACUGGGGUCCAGACUGCAUGGAGUGCCCAGGAGGAGCGGCGUCCCCUUGCAAUGGCAGGGGCAGUUGUGCUGAAGGCAUGGAAGGAAACGGAACCUGCUCCUGCCAAGACGGGUUUGGUGGAACUGCCUGUGAAACCUGUGCUGAUGACUCCUUGUUUGGACCCAGCUGUUCCACAGUGUGCAAUUGUGUGCAUGGGGUGUGCAACAAUGGACCAGAUGGUGAUGGAACCUGUGAGUGCUACUCUGCAUACACUGGCCCCAACUGUGACAAGCCUAUUCCUAAGUGUGCAGCCUUGCUCUGCCCAGAAAAUUCCAGAUGUUCACCUUCCAGUGAAGAUGAAACCAAACUAGAAUGCAAAUGCCUUCCCAAUUACCAACAGGACGGCAAACACUGCCAGCCCAUCAAUCCAUGUUUACAAAAAGUCUGCCACCCUCGUGCUCUCUGCACAUACCUGGGACCAAACCAGCACAGUUGUGCAUGCCAAGAAGGCUACCACGGGGAUGGCCAGGUGUGCUUGCCGGUGGACCCCUGCCAAACCAGCUUUGGAAACUGCCCUAUAACAUCUACAGUGUGCAAGUAUGAUGGGCCUGGACAGUCUCACUGCGAGUGCAAGGAUCAUUACCACGGUUUUGUACCCGGAGUGGGGUGCACAUUGACCAAUAUCUGUGAGUCAAAUAACCCGUGUCAUAGGAAUGCAAACUGCACCACUGUUGCUCCAGGCCAAACCGAAUGCACUUGCCAGAAAGGUUACGUGGGCGAUGGCUCAGUGUGUUAUGGAAACAUUAUGGAGCGACUCAGAGAAUUAAACACUGAACCUGGAGGACAAUGGCAGGGAAGGCUGACAUUUUUCAUCACACUCCUGGACAAAGCUUACGCCUGGCCACUAAGUUACCUGGGACCGUUCACUGUGCUGUUGCCCACAGACAAUGGAUUGAAAGGCUUCAAUGUGAAAGAGCUUUUGAUGAAUAGUGGAGCUGCUCAGUUCUUUGUGAAACUCCACAUAAUCGCGGGGCAGAUGAGCACCAAACAAAUGAAUCACACACACACCUUCUACACCGUGACCGGCCAGUCAGGGGAAAUCAGCAACGAGGAUAAGGAUAAUCAACUAAAGCUUAGACUCUAUGGAAGCCAAAAGACGGUAAAAAUCAUACAGGGGGACAUAGUUGCUUCCAACGGGCUCCUGCACAUCCUCGACAGAGCCAUGGACAAGAUAGAGCCCACCUUCGAGAGCAACACUGAGCAAACCAUAAUGACAAUGCUACAGCCAAGAUACAGCAAGUUCAGAUCUUUGUUAGAGGAAACCAAUGUGGGACACGCCUUAGGUGAAGAUGGAGUUGGUGGACCCUACACCAUUUUUGUUCCAAGUAAUGAAGCACUGAAUAAGAUGGGCAGCACUCUCCAUUAUCUCCUUUCUCCAGAGGGAUCUCGGAAGCUUCUGGAACUUGUCAGAUACCACAUUGUCCCAUUUACCCAGCUUGAAGUGGCCACUCUCGUCUCAGCCCCUCGCAUUCGGAGCAUGGCCAACCAGAUCAUACAGUUUAACACCGCCAGCAACGGACAGAUUCUGGCAAAUGAUGUGGCAAUAGAAGAAACAGAGGUUGCUGCCAAAAAUGGCCGAAUUUACACACUAGCUGGAGUUCUCAUUCCCCCGUCCAUCGUGCCAAUUCUGCCCCACCGAUGUGAUGAGACCCGUCAGGAAAUGAAACUGGGCACUUGCGAGAGCUGUUCCCUACGGUCCCGGAGCAAAUGUCCUGCUAACUCCUAUCCCGUACCACUCUUCACACAGAGAUGUGUCUACAGGAGCAUAUACAGGAGCCUGAAGACUGGCUGUGCCCGGUACUGUAAUGCCACCGUGAAGAUACCAAAAUGCUGCAAAGGCUUCUAUGGGCCCGAUUGCAACCAAUGUCCAGGAGGCUUCUCCAAUCCAUGCUCCGGAAAUGGACAGUGUGCAGAUGGCCGCCGUGGCAACGGGACGUGCAUUUGUGAGGAUGGAUUCCAAGGCUCACAGUGUCAGUUCUGCUCCGAUCCCAAUAAAUAUGGACCUCGCUGUGGCAAAAAAUGUCUCUGUGUUCACGGGACGUGUGACAACAGGAUAGACAGUGACGGGGCCUGCCUCACUGGCACGUGCAGAGACAGCUCUGCUGGGAGAUUCUGUGACAAGCAGACAUCAGCCUGUGGGCCCUACAUCCAGUUCUGUCACAUCCAUGCCACCUGUGAAUACAGCAAUGGGACAGCCAGCUGUAUCUGCAAAGCAGGGUAUGAAGGAGAUGGAGUUGUCUGUUCCAAGAUGGAGCCUUGCAUGGGAUUAACUCCCGGGAGCUGUAGCCGCAAUGCAGAAUGCAUCAGGACUGGCCUGGGCACCCACACCUGCGUGUGUCAGCAGGGAUGGACAGGGAACGGGAGAGACUGUGCGGAGAUCAACAACUGCCUGCUGCCCGGCGCGGGCGGCUGCCAUGAAAACGCCACCUGCUUGUACGUAGGCCCUGGCCAGAAUGAAUGUGAAUGCAAGAAAGGAUUUCAAGGGAAUGGGAUUGACUGUGAACCCAUAACUUCCUGUUUGGGACAAAUUGAAAGAUGCCAUCCACUGGCAAGCUGUCAGUUUACUUCUGGCAUCUGGAGCUGCGUUUGUCAAGAGGGCUAUGAAGGAGACGGCCUUCUGUGCUACGGGAAUGUGGCAGUGGAAAUGUCAUUUCUCGCCGAAGCAGCUCUAUUUAACCAGUGGAUAAAAAAUGCAUCUCUGCAGCCCACACUGUCAGUCGCCUCCAACCUUACUGUCCUCGUGCCUUCCCGACAAGCCACUGAGGACAUGGACCAGGACAAGAAAUCCUUCUGGUUGUCACGGAGCAAUAUCCCAGCCCUAGUAAAGUACCAUACACUUCUAGGCAAGUACACAGUGGCCGAUCUGCAGACCCUGUCAUCUUCUGACCUGUUGGCAACAUCUUUGCAAGGCAGCUUCCUUCACCUGGCAAAGGUGGACGGGAAUAUCACCAUCGAAGGGGCAUCCAUCGUGGAUGGUGACAACGUGGCCACAAAUGGAGUGAUACACAUCAUCAGCAAGGUUCUGGUCCCCCAAAGAGGUGUAACUGGCUCCUUACCAAACCUGCUCACCCGGCUGGAGCAGAUGCCUGACUAUUCCAUCUUCCGGGGCUACAUCAUUCACUAUAACCUGGCAAGUGCAAUCGAGGCUGCCAAUGCUUACACGGUGUUUGCUCCAAACAACAAUGCCAUCGAGAAUUACACGAGGGAGAAGAAGAUCUCCACUCUAGAGGAGGACAUACUGCGGUACCACGUGGUCCUGGAGGACAAGCUCCUGAAGAACGACCUGCACAACGGCAUGCACCGGGAGACCAUGCUGGGCUUCUCCUUCCUCUUGGGCUUCUUUGUCCACAAUGAGCAGCUCUACGUAAAUGAGGCACCAGUAAACUACACCAACGUAGCCACUGACAAGGGAGUGAUCCACGGCUUGGGGAAAGUUCUGGAAAUUCAGAAGAAUAGAUGUGAUAAUAAUGAGACUAUUAUUGUACGAGGAAAAUGUGGGAAGUGUCCCCAGCUACCAGUCUGCCCACUUGGAACUAAACCACUAGGCAAUGAGACGACGAAAUGUAUCUAUACCAUUUAUUUCCUGGGGAAACGAUCUGUGUUUAUUGGGUGCCAGCCAAAAUGUGUGAAAACUGUCAUUACGAGGGAAUGCUGUGCCGGCUUCUUCGGUCCCCAGUGCCAGGCCUGCCCAGGGAAAGCCCAGAACGCCUGCCUGGGUAACGGCAUCUGCCUGGACGGAGUGAACGGCACGGGCAUGUGUGAGUGCGGGGCGGGCUUCAGUGGCACGGCGUGCGAGACCUGCGCGGAGGGCAAGUACGGCAUCCACUGCGACCAAGCCUGUCCUUGUGUCCACGGGAAAUGCAACCAGGGACCCUCGGGUGACGGCUCCUGCGAAUGUGACGUUGGCUGGCGAGGAGUGAAAUGCGACAAUGAGAUCACAACAGACAAUUGCAAUGGGACGUGCCACACCAGCGCCAACUGCCUUCCCAAUCCCGAUGGCACAGGCUCGUGCAAGUGUGCAGCAGGAUUCCAAGGCAACGGCACGGUCUGCACAGCAAUCAACGCCUGUGAGAUCAGCAACGGGGGAUGCUCUGCCAAGGCUGACUGUAAGAGAACCACCCCAGGAAGCCGGACCUGUGUGUGCAAGGCAGGCUACACGGGCGACGGCAUCGUGUGUCUGGAAAUCAACCCGUGUCUGGAGAACCAUGGCGGCUGUGACAGGAAUGCAGAGUGCACGCAGACAGGACCCAACCAGGCCGUCUGUAACUGUCUGCCACUGUACACUGGAGAUGGGAAGGUCUGCACGCUCAUCAAUGUCUGCUUAACUAAAAAUGGUGGCUGUAGUGAAUUUGCCAUCUGCAGUCACACCAGCAAAGAAGGAAGAACUUGUACUUGCAAGCCAAACUACAUUGGAGAUGGGCUUACCUGCCGUGGCAGCAUCUAUCAGGAGCUUCCCAAGAACCCAAAAACCUCUCAGUAUUUCUUCCAGUUGCAGGAGCAUUCUCUGAAAGACCUGGUGGGCCCAGGCCCCUUCACAGUUUUUGCUCCCUUGUCUGCAGCCUUUGAUGAGGAAGCCCAGAUUAAAAACUGGGACAAACAGGGCCUAAUGUCCCAGGUUCUCCGGUACCACAUGGUCUCCUGCCACCAGCUGCUUCUGGAAAACCUGAAAAUGACCCCAAAUGUUACCUCUCUCCAAGGGGAGCCAAUCUUUAUCUCUGUCUCUCAGGGUACAGUGUAUUUAAACAAUAAGGCUAUGAUUAUAUCUAGUGAUAUCAUCAGCACUAAUGGAAUCAUCCAUAUCAUAGACAGAGUGCUGUCUCCCAAAAAUUUGGUUAUCACUCCCAAAGAUGCCUCUGGAAGGAUCCUGCAAAAUCUUACAACGUUGGCAAUAAACCAAGGCUACCUCAAAUUUAGCAACUUAAUACAGGACUCAGGUUUACUGAGUGUCAUCACAGAUCCCAUCCACACCCCGGUCACUCUCUUCUGGCCCACGGACCACGCCCUCCAAGGCCUCCCCACUGAGCAACAGGACUUUCUGUUCAGUGAAGAGAACAAGGACAAGCUGAGGGAGUAUUUGAAGUUCCAUGUGAUCCGAGAUUCCGAGGUUUUAGCUGUGGACCUUCCCAGAUCUGUCUGGAGGACAUUGGAAGGUUCUGAGCUAAAUGUGAAGUGUGGAACUGCCAGUAACAUUGGAGAGCUCUUUCUCAAUGGCCAAACAUGCAGAAUUGUGCAGCGGGAGCUCUUGUUUGACCUGGGUGUGGCCUAUGGCAUUGACUGUCUGCUGAUGGAUCCCACCCUGGGGGGCCGCUGUGACGUCUACAGUGCUUUCGAUGUUUCGGGCAAUUGUGGGAGCUGUAUUAAUACCCCCAGCUGCCCAGGGUGGAGUAAACCAAAGGGCAUGAAGCAGAAGUGUGUUUACCACCUGUCCUUCAAGAGGAACCUGGAGGGCUGCCAGCAGCAGUGCAGCCUGGUGCUGCGGAUCCCCGGGUGCUGCAAGGGCUACUUCGGGCCCAACUGUCAGGCCUGCCCCGGAGGACCGGAUACCCCAUGCAACAACCAGGGUGUCUGCCUCGAUCAGUACUCAGCCCUGGGGAAAUGUAAAUGCAACACUGGCUUCAACGGGACGGCGUGCGAGCUGUGCUGGCCGGGCAGAUUCGGGCCUGACUGUCAGCCCUGUAGCUGCUCAGAACAUGGACAGUGUGAUGAUGGAAUCACAGGCUCUGGGCAGUGCCUCUGUGAAACAGGGUGGACAGGCCCCUUCUGCAACACUCAGGCAGUUCUACCUCCUGUGUGCACACCCCCUUGCUCUGCUCAUGCCACCUGUAAGGAGAACAACACAUGUGAGUGUGACCUGAAUUACGAAGGGGAUGGAAUCACGUGCACAGUGGUGGAUUUCUGCAGUCAGAACAACGGGGGCUGUGCGAAGGCUGCCAAGUGUUCACAGAAGGGCGUAAAAGUGUCCUGCAGCUGCCAGAAGGGCUAUACAGGGGACGGCCAUAUCUGCACAGAGAUAGAUCCCUGUGCGGACGGCCUCAAUGGGGGGUGUCAUGAGCAUGCCACCUGCAAGAUGACAGGCCCGGGCAAGCACCGGUGUGCGUGUAAAAAUCACUACGUGGGAGACGGGCUGGACUGUGAGCCGGAGCAGCUGCCGAUCGACAGAUGCUUACAGGACAACGGGCAGUGCCAUGCAGACGCCGACUGUGCUGACCUCCACUUCCAAGAUGCCACUGUAGGAGUGUUCCAUCUACGCUCCCCACUGGGCCAGUACAAGCUGACCUUUGACAAAGCCAGGGAGGCCUGUGCCAAGGAAGCUGCAACCGUAGCAACAUACAACCAGCUCUCCUAUGCCCAGAAGGCCAAGUACCACCUCUGUUCAGCAGGCUGGCUGGAGAGCGGGCGGGUUGCCUACCCUACCGCCUUUGCCUCCCAGAAGUGUGGGUCGGGUGUUGUUGGGAUAGUGGACUAUGGAAUCAGAGCCAACAAGAGUGAAAUGUGGGAUGUCUUCUGCUAUCGGAUAAAAGAUGUGAACUGCACCUGUAAAGUGGGCUAUGUGGGAGACGGCUUCUCAUGCAGUGGGAACCUGCUGCAGGUCCUGAUGUCCUUCCCCUCACUCACAGACUUCCUGAAGGAGGUGCUGGCCUAUUCCAACAGCUCAGCCAGAGGCCGGGCAUUUCUGGAUCACCUGACCGACCUGUCCAUCCGCAGCACCCUCUUUGUGCCACAGAACAGUGGGCUGGGAGAAAAUGAGACCCUGUCCGGGCGGGACAUUGAACACCACCUUGCCAAUGUCAGCAUGUUUUUUUACAACGACCUUGUCAAUGGUACCACCCUGCACACUAGGCUGGGAAGCCAGCUGCUCAUCACCUCCAGCCAGGACCCUCUUCAUCUGAAGGAGACCAGGUUCGUUGAUGGAAGAGCCAUCCUGCAGUGGGACAUCUUUGCCUCCAAUGGAAUCAUUCAUGUAAUUUCCAGGCCUUUAAAAGCACCCCCUGUCCCAGUGACUUCGACCCACACCAGCCUGACGAUAGGGAUGGGCUUUGUCGUCACCCUGGCAAUUGGAGUCAUUGCUUACUCUGUUUAUUACUUUCGGCGAAACCAGACACCAAUUCGUUUCCAGCAUUUUGAGUCGGAAGAGGACAUUACAGCUCUUGACAAGCCUGAGACUAUCUCGAACCUCAUGUAUGAGAGCACCACCUCAGCUCCCCCAGAACCUUCCUAUCACCCUUUUGUGGACUCUGAUGAACAGCAGCUCGAGGGCAGCGACCCGUUGGGGGCAUUGUGAGACCCAGGACAUGAGAAGUCAACCAUCACCCACUGUAUUCUGGGCCCAUGGAGCCUCUUCACACCGGCUGUCUGCUGUGAAUUCCCAGCACCAGCAGCCUUUGGGAAUCUCAGGUCCUUUGACAUUUUAAAGUAUGAAGCACUCAAAAGCCAUACCUCAUCUCUUGGUUAAUCUGGGAGUUUUAUUUCUGCGGGUGGAGGGCCAUGUUACUACGUCCAUGCAGGGGGACUUCUCCCUCCUCUGACCCUCCACUGUUCUCCCUUUACCCCUCAGAUGGCCUCUGGCCACACUCUGCCCCACCCUGUGGCCAACUGUGACCUUGUCUUACUUUCCUGUUAGAUUGUAAGCUCCCAGAGACAGAGCUGGCCUUGCUCAUGUUUGUAUCUCAGUCCCUAACCCAGUGCCUGGCACGUGGAGUGUGCUCAAUAAAUGUUUAUGGAAUAGAAAUAAAA
Molecule: messenger RNA, 8355 nt
Organism: Otolemur garnettii (small-eared galago)
Lineage: Eukaryota; Metazoa; Chordata; Mammalia; Primates; Galagidae
Gene: STAB2
Product: stabilin 2
Exons: 69
Coding region: 275-7903 (2542 amino acids)
Biological process (GO): cell adhesion
Molecular function (GO): hyaluronic acid binding; calcium ion binding
Source: RefSeq, a predicted model, not a curated record